CGGACUCGGUCAUGUCGUCGAACAGCACGGAGCCACAGACACCCAUCACUGGCCUGGCGGUGCCCAGGGCACCGCAUGCCGCAAUGCUGGCCACAUCGAACCAGUGGAAGCGCGCCGCCUUGAUGGCCAAAUCGGCCUCGGCUUGCCGCGAGACCAUAUCGGAUGACAGCGAAGACGAGGUGGAUACCAAGCGGCAGAUCAAAUACGGCAGCGGCUUUCAGGCAGCCAAGGCAAUCAUCCAUGAGUACUGCGAUUACAGUACGAUUCACGGCAUCCGGUAUCUGGGCGAGAAGAAGCGGCCCUGGCUGGAGCGUCUGUUCUGGGUCAGUGUCUUUCUGCUCUCGAUCUUCACCUGCUUCAAGCUGACCAUGAACAUCUGGGACAAGUGGAACAACAAUCCCGUCAUUGUCAGUUUUGCCGAGAAGUCGACGCCCGUCUGGCAAAUCCCGUUUCCCACCGUCACCGUCUGCCCGGAGACCAAGUCGCGUCAAACCGUAUUCAACUUCACUGACGCCUAUUGGCGAAUCCGCGAUUUCCGCGCUAAUAUCACCGGACUUAAAGACUUCAAUGAGAAUGAACAUUUGUUGUACGACGCUGUGAGUCAGGUGUGCGAUCCACCGUUGCAUGACAUAAGCCUCGGGGUUAAAGAGCGCAAGGGCAUUCAGAUUAUUGAUUCGCUGAGCGAAGUCAAGCCCCUGUUUGAUGAUACAUUUUUGGACUGCAAGUGGCGCAAUUCGCCCACCAAGUGCAAGGAGAUCUUUCACAAGGUCGUCACUGAGGAUGGCGUCUGCUACAGCUUCAAUGCGCUGAGCCCAGCUGAGAUCUAUCGAGCCGAGGGCAUCAUACCCGACAUUAUAUUUCGCGAGGAGAAUCGCUUGACCACCGAGUGGACUGUGGAGGAUGGCUAUAGCCUAAGUGCCAAUGAAUCCACCUACCCACAUCGUGUGCUGGGCCCGGGCGCCAAGGCGGGCUUGUACCUGUUUAUGGGUGGCAUUGAGAAGGACUUUGAUGAUAUGUGCCGCGGCCCCGUGCAGGGUUUCAAGAUACUGCUGCACACGCCUGGCGAGGUGGCGCAGACAUCGCGUCAAUACUUUCGCAUACCCUUCGACCAGGAGGUGCUCAUUUCGAUACGACCCAAGAUUAUCACCACCUCGGACGGCCUGAAGCACUACGAGCCGCAGAGGCGUCAGUGCUACUUCCAGCGAGAGCGUCGCCUGCGCUACUUCAGCACCUACUCGCAGACCAACUGUGAGCUGGAGUGCCUGGCGAAUUUCACGCUCUCGGAGUGCGGCUGUGUCAAGUUCUCUAUGCCCCACAAUGUAAAUGUGCCCGUCUGUGGACUGGAUAAAUUGAUCUGCUACAACGAGGCUGAGGACAAGUUGUUGGUCCAGGAGUUCAACCAGGGCGUGGCCACCAAGGCGGACAAUGUGCGUGGCCAAACGGACUGCAACUGUUUGCCCUCGUGCACCUCAAUUGCGUAUGAGGCGGAAAUAUCACAGGCCGACUUCGACUAUAAAACGGUGGCCAAGAAGGACAAAUCGGAGGAAGACGACGAGACGAAGCGGCAGGGCAUGAAAAUGUCGCGCGUUUCCAUAUUCUUUAAGGAGGCACAGUUUUUGACCUCACGCCGCUCCGAGCUCUACGGCACCACCGACUUUUUGGCCAAUUGCGGCGGUCUGCUGGGCCUCUUCAUGGGCGUCUCGACAUUGAGCAUUGUGGAGCUAGUCUACUUCUGCACGGUGCGUUUGAUAUCCAAUUUGCGUAUGCGCCGCAGGACACGCAAGGAGCUAUCCCAGGCCGCCAACAAGGAGGCCUAAGCACGGACUGCUGCUUAUCAAUAAACCAGUGGCAAUUCAUGAAGGAUGCUCUUCUAACUCCCUCUCUCUCUC
This is a messenger RNA of Drosophila navojoa, 1889 nucleotides long. It is a transcript of the gene ppk26, whose product is annotated as pickpocket 26. Gene Ontology annotation, biological process: sodium ion transmembrane transport. Gene Ontology annotation, molecular function: ligand-gated sodium channel activity. Gene Ontology annotation, cellular component: plasma membrane. The record is from RefSeq and is a predicted model, not a curated record. Lineage: Eukaryota; Metazoa; Arthropoda; Insecta; Diptera; Drosophilidae.